AUAAAGCAACUGUUAUAAUGCACAAAUUUGGUUGAACGUUUCUUUUGCUAACAAGAAGACAGUAUUUUAACAAUGAGUACUACAGCAAAGGUUAUUAAAUGUAAAGCUGCUGUGGCUUGGGCCCUAAAUCAGCCACUGGAAAUUGAGGAGAUUGAAGUACAACCACCAAAAGCAGGUGAAGUCCGGAUUAAGAUGAUAAGUACAGGAAUAUGUCGGACAGAUGACCAUGCAAUCUGUGGUACAUUUUCAGGGUUGGAUUUUCCUAUUAUUUUGGGCCAUGAAGGAGCUGGAAUCAUUGAAAGUGUUGGAAAAGGAGUAACUGGAUUAAAACCAGGAGAUAAAGUUAUUCCACUUUGCCUUCCUCAAUGUGGAAAGUGCAGCUCUUGUCUCAAUCCAAAGAGCAAUUAUUGCUUUAAAUCACACUUUUCUGAAUCACAAAAUGUAAUGCUUGACAAGACAUCAAGGUUUUCAUGCAAGGGAAAUGUUGUAUAUCAUUUUCUGUGGACCAGCACCUUUUCCGAAUAUGUUGUGACGCCUGCUCAGUCAGUUGCAAAGAUUGAUGAUGGAGCACCCAUGGAUAAGGCCUGUCUUUUUGGAUGUGGCUUUCCUACUGGAUAUGGAUCUGCUGUCAAUACUGCCAAAGUGGAGCCUGGUACUACUUGUGCUGUAUUUGGAUUGGGUGGCAUUGGGCUGUCCGCCAUAAUUGGAUGUAAAGUUUCUGGAGCAUCAAGAAUUAUUGCUAUUGAUAUAAACAGCAGCAAGUUUGAAAAGGCAAAGCUGUUUGGAGCCACUGACUGCAUCAAUCCCAAUGAUUAUGCAAAGCCGAUUCAGGAGGUGAUCAUGGAAAUGACAGGAGAUGGAGUACAUUAUUCCUUUGAAUGUAUUGGCAAUACAAAUAUUAUUGUAGCAGCACUGGAGUGUACUCAUCCAGGAUAUGGGACUAGUGUGGUUAUAGGUGAAGCUCCCCCAAAUACAAACAUCACAUUUGAUCCUCUUCUGCUUCUCACAGGGCGCACAUGGAAAGGCAGCUUCAUUGGAGGUCUUAAAACUAGGGACCAAAUCCCAGAGUUGGUAUCUAGCUAUAUGGCAGGCAAAUUUGACGUGGAAGGUUUAGUGACCCAUACUUUGCCUUUUUCCCAAAUAAAUGAAGGAUUCAAACUUCUAAGAUCUGGAAAAAGCAUCCGCACAAUCUUGUUGUUCUAAAUUGAAGAGUUUUCUUGGACCAGUAUCACCCAUAAUGGACUCGACUUAGACAAAUAAAAAUGGCAAUCUUUACUUAAAUUUAAUUUAAUUGAUUUGUCAAAUGUACUUUUCUCGGCACAAGCCAAAAUGAAAUGCUUUACAUUUAGUUAAAAACUGAUUCCAAAUUGUUAAUGUAAACAGCAUAUUUAUAAUAUAGUAGGUGUGACAUUCACCAAACAUUU
Molecule: messenger RNA, 1424 nt
Organism: Rana temporaria (common frog)
Lineage: Eukaryota; Metazoa; Chordata; Amphibia; Anura; Ranidae
Product: alcohol dehydrogenase 1-like
Exons: 9
Coding region: 73-1203 (376 amino acids)
Biological process (GO): retinoic acid metabolic process; retinol metabolic process
Cellular component (GO): cytosol
Molecular function (GO): zinc ion binding; all-trans-retinol dehydrogenase (NAD+) activity
Source: RefSeq, a predicted model, not a curated record